Molecule: messenger RNA, 2247 nt
Organism: Vespula vulgaris
Lineage: Eukaryota; Metazoa; Arthropoda; Insecta; Hymenoptera; Vespidae
Exons: 5
Coding region: 100-840 (246 amino acids)
Source: RefSeq, a predicted model, not a curated record
GGCGCUACAAAAGCGCCAUCUAGGCGGGAACUAUAAAUAUAAAAAGCACGCAUAAUUGUUUUCCUCUGUUUCAAUUUGUCAUUUAACGUUAUACGAAAAAUGCCUAAUUAUAAGAAUCUAGAACAGGCGUUAAAGCAGUUGAGAGAAAAUGUUGCAGAAUUUUCAAUCGGUGCAGUUUCCAGAGAUGAUUACAGACCUCCAGAUGAGAAGAUUGAAAUUUUAAGAAAAUCAAUUCAUCGUUUAAGCUCUAGGACGAUAAUACUUAAAGCUAAAAAAGAUAUCACAUUAAAUGAAGAAAUCCCUACGACAAAUAUGGAAAAUAUUUUUCAAGAGCUACAAGAAAAUACGGCUAAAGCAAUUAUAAAUAAUAUUGCAAUCGAGCAAUGUCUCCGCAGUAGUACUAUACUGGAUGUUAUGUCUGACGAAAAUCAAAUAGACGUUCAGGAGAAAAUGUACGCGGCUAUGAGGAAGUUGUUUAUGUUGAACGAUGUCAUUCUAUCGACUCAGCAAUCUGUUCAGAAAGCAUUCAAAAAACAAUUGGAGUUAAAGAUUCAAUGUCAGAAAGCGAUAUUUGACCACCAUAGCUUUUUAAAGGAAAAGGAGGAGCAAAGGAAGCAAAACUUACAGAAAACAAAUCCUAACGUAGUAAAAAAUAAAGAAAAACUGAUGAAAACUAUAAACAAGAUAAAUAUAAUAAAAAAACUUAUCACUAAUUUCAUAGCAACUUCGGGAAAACUCCUGAUGAAAAGAUCUUUCUUAUUAGAAAUGUUAGAAAAACAUGCAGAGAUAAUUAACGAAGAAACAAUGAGAAAAAUAAUAGAGAAUGCUGACAAGGACUAAAUGUAAAAGUGUAGAAAAUGUUUCCUUUUUCUUUCUGUAUUUUUAUACUUUUAUACGACAAUGAUGUAAUCAUAAUCAUAAAUAUUAAUAUUUUUAAUAAGCUUUGCAUUUGCAUUUUAUAUGCAUUUAUAUGAGAAUGUUCAAUAAAAUUUAUGCGAAUCGAUGGACAAAGAAUUGCAAUGAAAAUAUUAAAAAAUAUGUUUUGACCGUAUGGUCUAUCUACAUCAAUAUUACAAAUACCUUACUCUUCUUUUGAUUAUGAAAAAGAAAAAGAAACAUUAAAGAUACUUAUCUGAUUGUUAACUAUCAAAUAGAGAGUAUUUUGAUAAAAAAAUGAUAUUUCUCGCAAUAUUCUUAUUCGUAUAUACAUACAUUCAACAAAAUAGAUUGGCAAAUACAUAUGUUGCAUUAUAAUUAUCCUUUCUACAUACUGUUUUGUUUCAUUUUCUCAUACCAAUCACAAACUUAGAGUGCAGGGCAAUAAAUUGAAAGAAUUAACUUCUCAAAAGUAGAUAGAUAAAAGAUAAGAGAGAAAAAAUAGAUGCAUGAAAAUGUGAAAGAUGUACUAAAAAAAAAAAAAAUUUCACGUUUAAUCGCUGAUCAAAUAUACCAAAAUAUGAACAUUUUCAAAUAGUUCCACGUGUAUCCUAUUAAUCGAUCAUUUGAAAAAGAAAUGAUAUCAUGCGUUUGGUAAGAUUAUUAGUACAUAUUCACAUUGCAUCAAUUAUAUUUCCAUUUUCUUUUAACUGCCUCUUAAAAACCACCAAUUUUUCUUUGGUGUCGUCAUGCUUAUGCAAUAAUAGAAGUUUUCAAACCACACGUUUUCAAUGUGGUUACUUGACAGAUAUAAUAAUACACAGUUUAUUAUUCAUUGUUAUAUACAUAUAUAUGUAUACACGUGUGUGUAUGGUAUGUGCGCGCGCGCGCAAUUGGUGAGGGAGUGAGAGAACGUCGAAGCUACUACACUCUCUUUACUUUGGGCUUUUCUUAGCAUUUCUUUAUUUUCUUAUGUGCAUUUUUUCCCCUUGGUGCAAUGCUUCCUUUCUAUGUACAAAAUAACAUUUAGUUACACUGACUCCCUCCCCUUAUAUUUACUUUCACAAAUAUGUAUGUCAAAAAAGAUCUGCAUGUUUUUCUGAGUUCUCUUUGUCAAAUGCGCAUGCAUACAUACUCAGAUGAAAUUACCAACAAGCACGAGCUGCCAAUUCCAUAAAAAUAGCUAUUAUUUGUUGAGCAUCUCUUAUUGAAUGUUAUGUCGAUAAACUAUGCAUAACUGAACACACAGGUAAUUCUUUGAUAUCAAGUGGAAUAAAUAGCUACAAUUUAAUUGUCGGUAAUAUAAGAAGUUGUGAUCAAAAAUCAUGAAUAUGUUUGUUUAAAAAAAAAAAAAAAAAAAAAAAAAAGAAA